AUGGCUUCAGAGCAGGACAUUAUUGAGCUGUACAACCCCCCAGAGUCAUACUCCUGUCGCGGUGACAGAUGCACUAAUCUGUUCCCAGAGUUUGUUGUUAGCGUUAUUGUACCAGCGGUCGUGGUCCUUCUGCUCCUCAUGUUGCUGGCAGUGAUAAUGAUGUGUAGCUCCAAGUCCUGUAAAUGCAGAAAGUAUUCCUCGCUGCAAACACAAACCAACGAUAUACAGAUGGAGAACUACAACUCCAUACGCCGAGCCACUGCCAAUUUGCGUUUGAUGUCGCAAAAUCGGGAAACGCCAAUUAUGGGCAGCAGAGCUAGCUCCAUGACACUGGACAGGUCUCAAAGACGGCCCCACAGGCCCAGGGAUUCGAGUAGUUCGGCUCCCGGGACACUACAAAGGCACCUCCGCGGCAGAAUACUUGACCAAAGUGAAUCUGGGCCCCCGCCUCCAUAUUCUGUGGACCUUGAAGACUCUUUCAGAGGGCCUGAGUUUCCUCAGUCUGGCAUGCGGGUCAGUGCCAGGUACGAUGACAGUCCAGACCACAAUGGCAAUGGAGUCCAGCCACUACUCUUUCACCAAAGCUACGACACUUAG
Molecule: messenger RNA, 597 nt
Organism: Candidula unifasciata
Lineage: Eukaryota; Metazoa; Mollusca; Gastropoda; Stylommatophora; Geomitridae
Source: the annotation of a GenBank genome assembly